This is a messenger RNA of Xenopus laevis (African clawed frog), 1189 nucleotides long. It is a transcript of the gene exosc2.L, whose product is annotated as exosome complex component RRP4-like. The record is from RefSeq and is a predicted model, not a curated record. The coding region runs from base 520 to 789 and encodes 89 amino acids. The transcript has 4 exons. Lineage: Eukaryota; Metazoa; Chordata; Amphibia; Anura; Pipidae.
UUGUUUAGCUCCUAAUCUGCCUCAACCAACAUGGCGGGCGGUGGAUAUCCGCCAGGACAAGUAUGGCGGCGCCCAUGUUGUGAUUAGUGCAGGCUGGAGGUAUCAGGAUGGCGGUGGAAGUAAGGUGGCACAAACGCGAUUUAAUCAAGAGUUGGGAUCACAGAGCGGCCUCCAUCUAGUGACCCCCGGGGACACCAUCACCACCGACACGGGAUUCAUGAGAUGGAGACAAAGUGUACCACGUGCUGCUCUAGGGCUGUAACUCUCUGUACUUCUACUACUUCUACUGGACUCACACGGACACGGGACUGAGAGAAAGAGACAGGGAGUGAAUGAGAGGGAUAGUUCUACUGUCAGUUUAUUACUAGUACUGUAGCCUUCAGGCUGUCAUCCAUACUACUGCAUUGUUGCUAGGGUCAAUUACACCUUAGCAACCAGAUAGAAGCUGAACAAAAAGCUGAAUCAUUAUGAAAAUCAUAAAAAAGAGCACAUUUCAAACUAUAGGUAUAUAAUUGUCAUAUGAAAUGUUCAUUUAAAGAUGAGAGAUUUGGGGUGCAACAGAAGAGAUGGAAGGUGGAAACUAAUAGUCGUUUGGACUCUGUGUUACUACUUUCUGCUGUUAAUCUUCCUGGUGGCAAACUGAGGAGGAGGUCGGCCGAGGACGAGUUGGCCAUGAGGAGUUACCUGCAGGAGGGAGACCUGAUCAGCAUCAAAGAGUUGUUAAAAGUGGAGGUGAUAGAAGACAUAGUCAUGGAAACCCGACAGCGCCUCCUGGAGCAGGAAGGUUAAUUCUUGCCAGGGGGGAACCUUCAGUCUUUGACAAGUCCAUAAAGUACUCUGUUUAUUUCCUCUCUGCUCCAAUAAACAUCCUGCAUCGUGGGCUGCCUCUGUGUGUGAUAGAAGGGGUCAAAUUGGCAGCUAAAUAUCGAUUUAUCAUACUGCAACUUAACUGGCUGAAUUCAUGCAAUGGUCUGUAGGAAAGCAUGCGAUCAGUGAGGCCUCCCAUGAAGAUCGUAUGGCUUUUUGUUGGUGGAUGCGGAGAGUUUUACUUUAAGGACAAUUUAAAAAAACGCAAUAAAGUUGCAUCUGGUUUAUUCUGAAUGCAGCACAGGGCUACGUCCCUUUUGUAUCAAAACAUCUCUGUUAUGUGUUUAGUUACAUUUGUAUUAGUAAAUCACCGUUUUGAUCA